Aedes albopictus (Asian tiger mosquito) is the source of this 4647-nucleotide messenger RNA. RefSeq lists its product as uncharacterized. The coding region runs from base 1 to 4647 and encodes 1548 amino acids. NCBI's taxonomy places the organism in Eukaryota, Metazoa, Arthropoda, Insecta, Diptera, Culicidae. The transcript has 2 exons. The record is from RefSeq and is a predicted model, not a curated record.
AUGCCGGAGACCGACUGUUUCGAUUGCCAGGUGUGUGAAUUGCCCAACAACAUAGACGAUAUGGUGCAAUGCGAAGGCUGCCUCAAGUGGUCGCAUUUCGGAUGUGUGGGAUUCGACGACGGGAAGAAGGAGGACCACUGGAAGUGCUCGGAUUGUGUCGCCAAGUCAACAUCAUGUGGCGCCGCCGGAGAACCCAGUGGACUAGCCCGUAGCGAGCGGCAGCAAUCAAACGGCUCACCUCAGGGCGCAGGAUCGAUGAGUGAGAUUGCCCGGCUUAACCUCAAACUGCUAGAAGAGCGAAAGGCCGUCUUGCUUAGGGAGAUCGAACUACAGCAGGCGGCCCAGCUCGAGCAGCGGAAGCUACAGUUGGAGAAGGAGGUUUGGAAGGCGAGGUACGACAUAGUGAACGGGAGGUGUGAAGAAACCAGCGUUGAAGCGGAAUCCAGUGGUCUUGGAGACUGGAUGAGUCGGUUGGACCAGGUCGCUGUCAGCCAGAAUCAGCAAUUCUCUGCUCCGGCGAGAGGAGCGAACCGUCCGGGAUCGUCGACGCCGAUCACUAAUGCGAAUUGGGUCAACCCUAUGACGGGUCUCACCAGCUCCACCCAGUGUUUGCCACCAUCCAUCAGCUCGGUGGAACAGCUAGGAAGCCACCCGAUGCAAUCGGGAUACGUAAGCCAACCGUGUCAGGUAACGAAUAGCAUAAGUAAUUACGUACCAGUAGGGCAGGUAGCUUAUCCGCAAUAUGCUAGUGUAGGGCUAGGUAAUCUCCAUUUGGGUUCAAUAAACACACCUAAUUCCUACACUCCUCACCCCCUCCCAACGAAUCUUCCUCAAAACAACCCAUACAUCUCGCAAGCGUCUUUCGGUGCUCAAACCAUUCCCGCCGCGAAUGUCGACAACUCGACUCCGACCGCUCGACAACUCGCCGCGCGGCACGUUAUGCCUAAAGAUCUCCCGUCGUUCAGUGGUAAUUCAGAAGAGUGGCCAAUGUUCAUUAGUGCCUUUAACACUUCCACGGAAGCGUGCGGAUACAGCAACGUAGAAAAUCUUGGACGACUUCAACGAUGCCUGAAAGGUGGGGCCUUAGAGGCAGUUCGCAGCCGUUUACUACUGCCUUCGUCGGUGCCGCAAGUGAUACAGACGUUGCAGAUGCUGUAUGGGCGCCCGGAACAAAUAAUCUACGCGUUGCUCCAGAAGGUACGAGAGGUUCCGGCACCGAAAGCGGACAAUUUGUGCACAGUUGUAGCCUUCGGGAUGGCAGUGCAGAACUUCUGCGAACAUCUGGAGGCGGCUGGACAAGUUCUACACCUCUCAAAUCCAGUGUUACUUCAAGAGCUCGUGGAUAAGCUUCCAGCGAACUUGAAGCUCGAGUGGGUAGCAUUCAAGCGGCAAUUUGCGAUGGUUGACCUCCGGGUUUUCAGCCGAUACAUGGCCAAUCUUGUGUCAGCAGCCGCUGAAGUCACCCUAACGUUGGAUCCGAAGAGUGCAAAGCUGAAGAAGGAAGAGAAGCCGAAAGGUUUCGUGAACGCACAUGCUACGUCACCUGAGAAACCAAAAGUGGAGCCGACGAAGAUGGUUUCCUCAAUCACCUGUCUUGCCUGUGGGGAUCCAGAUCAUCGAGUGAAGGAGUGCAAGGUCUUCAAGAAGAUGGAUCCCGAUGACCGUUGGAAAGUGGUCCAGAGCCAUUUUCUCUGCCGGAUCUGCCUCGGAAAGCAUGGCAGGAAGCCAUGUCGGUCCGCGGCUCGUUGUGACGUGCAAGGCUGCCAAAUGCGUCAUCAUCCGCUCCUGCACUCCGAGUCGGGAAAUUCUCCGGCCGCAGCAAAGCCGGCGCCACAAGGAGGCGAGGUGCCACGGAAAAGUCCUACCGAAGGUGUAAACACUCAUCACACCCAAAGUUCCACGCUAUUCCGCAUGCUGCCAGUGCGGCUUUUCUGCAAGGGACGUAGUGUGGAAACAUUAGCCUUUAUCGACGAGGGUUCGUCCGUCACGCUCUUGGAAAAGAGCCUAGCCGAUUCUCUUCAGGCCGAAGGAGCGGAGAUGCGUCUCUGCCUAACUUGGACGAGUAAUAUCAGCCGCGAAGAGGAAGGUUCGCGUCAAGUGGAGGUGGAGAUUUCUGGUAUCGGAGGAGGCAAACGAUAUUCGUUGAAGGACGUCCGGACUGUGGAAUCCCUAGCGCUACCGGCCCAAACAUUGCGUUACAAAGAACUGGCUGAUCGUUUCGACCACCUGCGAAAUCUGCCAGUUACGGACUUCGAAUCCACAACCCCAGGAAUACUCAUCGGAGCAAAGAAUACCCACAUCACCGCCACCCAACAAAUACGAGAAGGUCGCGUAGGAGAACCAAUAGCGGCGAAGUCUCGUCUUGGAUGGGCAAUCUACGGAUCGAUGCCAAACGGAUCAAGCUUUGCGAGUUGCAAUUUGCAUAUUUGUGGGUGUGGUGCUGACGAUAGUUUGCACGAACUAGUCAAGAAGUAUUUCACAGUGGAAAACGUGGGCGUCUCGAUGGAUCAGAGUCCUGAGUCCGACGAGGACAAACGAGCGAGGGCACUGCUCGAAAAGACAACCAGGCGAGUUGAAGGCGGAUUCGAGACCGGGCUACUUUGGCGUUAUGACUACGUAGAGUUUCCGGAUAGUUACGCAAUGGCGGCGAGACGGUUACGGUGCCUGGAAAGGCGCUUCAACGCGGAUCCUGUUUUGUUCGAGUGUGUUCAGCGCCAGAUCACGGAGUACCAACAGAAGGGGUACAUUCACCAGGCCACGAAGGAAGAGUUGGCAGCUGUCGACCAGAGAAAGCUGUGGUACCUCCCGGUUGGAAUAGUAAGGAACCCGAAGAAGCCGAACAAGAUUAGAAUCGUGUGGGAUGCAGCAGCAGUGGUGGACGGUGUCUCGCUAAACAGCAUGUUGCUGAAAGGGCCGGAUUUGGUGCAACCUCUUCCCGACGUUCUUUGCGGAUUUCGGGAACGGAGAAUCGCCGUGGUGGGCGAUAUUAUGGAGAUGUUCCACCAACUUAAAAUACGGCGAGAUGAUCGAUAUAGCCAGCUUUUUCUCUGGCCCGGUGAAAUCGGAAACUCUCCCCGGAUCUUCGUCAUCGACGUGGCGACAUUUGGCUCCACCAGCUCCCCAUGCUCGGCGCAAUAUGUGAAAAACUUGAACGCAAUCGAGCACUCAGAGAACUACCCAAGGGCGGCGGAGGCGAUCGUGCGUCGGCACUACGUCGACGAUUACCUGCAGAGUUUUGACAGCGAGGAAGAAGCGUGCCAGGUCAUAGAUGAAGUCAAGCUGGUGCAUCGGCAAGGCGGGUUCAUCAUUCGCAACUGGCUCUCGAAUUCAUCCACAGUUCUCCAACGGAUCGGGGAAACCGACGCCGGUUCGAUGAAGAUAGUCAGCGAAAGCGGUUCACAAAUAGAGCGUGUGCUGGGCAUGCAGUGGAAGGCAACUGAGGAUGUCUUCGUAUUCUCCAACGAAGUCGACUUGGCGACCGUUACUCCCACCAAGCGAGGAAUCUUGCGCUGCGUGAUGAGCCAGUUCGACCCGCUGGGACUCCUUUCGUAUUUCCUCAUCCAUGGUCGUGUUAUUAUUCAGGACAUCUGGCGAACCAAAGCCGGUUGGGACGAUAUCGUAGAAGAGCCCAUCUUGGAGCGUUGGCGACUAUGGACGUCGAAGUUCAAGGAGCUCGAGGAGAUUCGAAUCCCACGCGCCUACUUCCCGGGCGUGGCAGCGUCCAACAUUGAAGACUUGCAGCUCCAUAUUUUCGUCGACGGUAGCGAGACUGCAUACGCAUGUGUGGCCUACUUCAGGGCGACCAUUCAGGGAGAAUACCAUUGUGCGCUCGUCGGCGGGAAAGCGAAGGUUGCACCGAUAAAAGCGCUUUCGAUCCCAAGGUUGGAGCUCCAGGCUGCCUUGAUAGGCUGUAGGCUAAUGAAGACCCUCUGCAACAGUCACAGUCUGCCGAUAUCGCAACGAGUGUUCUGGACCGAUUCAAAAACCGUGCUGUCCUGGAUCCAUUCCGACCACCGGCGCUACCGACAAUUCGUCGCCUGCAGGAUAGGGGAAAUCCUCUCGAAAUCUAAUCCCGCAGAGUGGCGGUACGUCCCAUCGAAGGUCAACGUCGCAGACGAUGGCACAAAGUGGGCCAGUGGACCAAACCUGAAACCCGACAGUCGUUGGUUGAAAGGGCCAGAUUUCUUGUGGAAAACUGAGGAAUGUUGGCCACGUCAGGCCGAACCCGAAGCAACCAUCAUCGAAAUUAGAUCAUGUCAUGUUCAUCGUUCAACGGAACACAACGAAACCAUCGACUGGAGCCGCUUUUCCAAAUUCGAAAGGCUUAAUCGGACUGUUGCCUAUAUCAUCCGCUUCGCAGACAACUGUCGGCGGAAGGUGAUGAAGAUGCCACUGCAGAACCUGCAUAUCACCCAAGAGGAACUCAAUAAAGCUGAGAACGUCAUCUGGAGGCUGGUGCAACAUGCGGAGUUUCCAGAAGAGAUGUUUCAACUACAGAAGGCGAAAGAAGGGCAGAAGAUGAAGCUGAGCCGAGCCAGCCCGAUCUACAAGCUGUCGCCGUUCGUUGAUGAGUGCGGUGUAGCUCGAAUGGACACGAGAAUUGGUCCGGUGCGAUCUUCGUACCGUUCGACACCAGAUUCCCGAUAA